UCACAAAAAAUUACCAACCAAUUAAUGGGCUUGAAAGGCUUAAAUGCACAAUUGCAUGACAUCAAAAAUUAUUUGCAACGUGUUGGUGAUGGCAAAAUGCCCAUCAAUCAUCAAAUUGUAUACCAGCUGCAGGAUAUCUUCAACUUAUUACCCGACAUAACGAGUGAACAAUUUACCGAAACUAUGUACGUUAAAACGAACGAUCAAAUGCUGGUCGUCUAUUUGGCGUCUAUGGUGCGCUCCAUCAUUGCAUUGCACAAUCUCAUUAAUAACAAAUUGACGAAUCGUGAUGCGGAGGAAGGUAAAAAGGCCGACAAGGAAGCGGAAAAGGAGAAAGAGAAGAAUAAGGAUAAAGAUAAGGAGAAGGAUGGUAAAGAUGUAAAGGAAAAGGACAAAAAAGCCGAUGAUAAAUCUGCUAAAAGCACAGAAGACAGUGGUAAGGGUGGCAAGAAAUAGGAACGAAAGAACAGGAAGAAACCACACCGUAAGAAGAAGAAAAAUAAGAAAAACCACUAGAGAGCAUAAAUGUUGAACCUACAGCGUAGGGAAGUAGUUGCAAAACUAAAAACGUUUGCAAAGAAUUUAUAUGUUGAAGUUAAGAGCAGCAGCCGAAAACAUAAAAGUUAAAUUAAAAAAUAAUAAUAAUUAAUUCGAACAUUUAUGCAUACACUUCUUCAUGUACAUUUUAAGUUUCGUAAAUGUUACGCAAGUACUUUACAUAUACAAUAUAAUGAAAAUAAAAAAUAAAACAAAAAUUUAUAAAUAUAAAUAUAACCAAAACGAAUGCAGUAUGUGUGGUCAGUAUAAAAUAUACAACUUUAAUUACUCUAACGGUUCAUUUCAUUAAACUGCACUCAACUAAUUAACGAGUAAUGUGUUUCUUCUGCGCUUGCAACUUAAGAUUUUUUCGAUUAACGCUAAUGUUUAUAAUAACUACAUACAAAUUUAUGUGCAUAAACAACAAUAGUACAAUAUAAGAAAUGUUUUGUAAAAAACGAAAAAUAUUUGUUAAUAA
Messenger RNA from Bactrocera dorsalis (oriental fruit fly), 1015 nucleotides. RefSeq names its product 26S proteasome non-ATPase regulatory subunit 7-like. Gene Ontology annotation, molecular function: protein binding; metallopeptidase activity. NCBI's taxonomy places the organism in Eukaryota, Metazoa, Arthropoda, Insecta, Diptera, Tephritidae. The record is from RefSeq and is a predicted model, not a curated record. Gene Ontology annotation, biological process: proteasome-mediated ubiquitin-dependent protein catabolic process. Gene Ontology annotation, cellular component: proteasome complex; proteasome regulatory particle.